AUUUUGCUGUUCUAUAUAUAUAUAUAUUGUUUUUAAAAGAAAAUGUCGCAAUCUGACCCGUCCAGAUUGUUCACUGUCAAUGGCCAGGUUGCCGUCAUAACAGGGCCUGGAAGUGGCUCAGGAAAGACAAUAGCCCAAGCCCUCGCCGUCAAUGGUGCUUCCAAAAUUUUUUAUAACCAGCCGACAGCUCGAGACAUAACACGAAACAGCCAAAGGAGGACCAGAGGGCACAAUCAUACCUCCAAGCAGCCUACGAGAAAAUCUCCUCACAGGCAGAAUACAUCGAUCUGUUUAGCCAACAGCGGUGUUGCCGAGCCACACCCGCAGUUUUCAUUUCAUUCCCCAGCACCGACACCCGACAACCUCGAAGAGAUCCAAGAGAUGCUGUGGUCUAUCUCGGGGGACCUUUCGUCCAUUCUCCAGACCAAUGUGGUGGGUGGUUAUUACACAGUCGUGGCAUUGCUGCCAUUGUUCGAUGCUGCCAAAAAACUGCAGCAAUCUUUGACUCCCAGCACGUUUCCGCCCAAGGUAUAUCCUAAUCUCCCGUAUGUCGUAUCUAAGGUUGCUCUUACGCAGAUGGUUGAAACGCUUUCGACGACAUUGACACCCCAUGGUAUCCGCAUUGAUAGUAGUGCGCUGAGCGUCUAUACAGCUGAGCAUAUUUCGAACGUAUACGGUGAUUAUGAACAGAUUACCUCGUACGGGUCUAUCUUAAAGGAAUUGACCCCUCUUGCGAAAACUGGUGGGGUUGAGGAUCUCGUGUGA
Molecule: messenger RNA, 765 nt
Organism: Aspergillus ruber CBS 135680
Lineage: Eukaryota; Fungi; Ascomycota; Eurotiomycetes; Eurotiales; Aspergillaceae
Exons: 3
Coding region: 43-765 (240 amino acids)
Molecular function (GO): oxidoreductase activity
Source: RefSeq, a predicted model, not a curated record